UGUCUCUUCGUUUUAGACAAGUUCGAACCUCGCCCCCCUCGACUUUUUUUUUUGUUUCAAGUGAGUGUGUCGUGUGUGUGUGUGUGUGUGUAUAGUGUCGAGGACAUCUCCCUCUACUUAAGCUAUUCAUCUCCUUCUUUUUGAGCACACACACAACAUAUAGACGGACAACCUUUUUUUUUCUUGGUCUGCUAUCAAGAUUUGUGGAUCUUUGACCAGAGCAAACUGGAACCUAUCCUAGUUUUUGUUUGACUUUCUUGGAAGUGCCUUGUUGGUAUUUUUCUCUCACAUUUCCAAUACUCCCCCCUCUCGUAUUUGUCUUAUUCGCUCCAUAAAAGAUUUUAUUUUUUUUUCAACCUAAAAAAAAAAAAAAUCAUUCGUUUGCUGGUUACAACCAGUCCCGUGUGUGUGUCUUGUGUGUGGGUGUGUGUGUCUGUUUCACUCUCGCAUCCUCUAAAGAAGGAGGAGGGUAGAAUCUAAUAAACAAUCGAUUCUUAACAAACCAGAGCCAGCAAAAUAAAACAAUAAAAUCAUGUUGGAAAUAGCUUUGAAUAACGUGACAGACGCGAUCGGAGCGACGACUGGAACGGGCGCAUCCAACAGCACCAUGGACCACUUGAUGAUGCCCAAUUAUUCUUACAUCUUCAAAUUUGAGGAUGAAUUUGAGCACACGGACGCCAAGAUUUGGUUCAACCGAUACUGGACGGGAUGUUUCUACUAUGUCGGCAUUUAUAUGCUCGUCAUUUUCACCGGACAGCAGUUGAUGGCCAACAGGCCUCGCUACGAACUCAGGGGACCGCUCAUCUGCUGGAAUUUGAUGCUGGCCACGUUCAGCGUCAUCGGUGCGUGCCGCACCAUCCCCGAAUUGGUCUACGUCACUCGUCACUUUGGAAUCUAUCAUUCCGUCUGCGUGCCCAGUUACAUUGAAGAUGACAAAGUGUCUGGCUUUUGGUCGACUAUGUUUGUCUUGUCAAAAGUGCCCGAACUGGGCGACACCAUGUUUAUCGUCUUACGUAAGCAACCUCUCAUUUUCCUUCACUGGUACCAUCACGCCACUGUCUUGAUCUACUGCUGGUACGCCUUUACCGAGUACACGGCUCCGGCCCGAUGGUUCAUCGCCAUGAACUUUACCGUCCACUCGUUCAUGUACUCGUAUUACGCGCUCAAGGCUAUGCACUAUCGAGUCCCGCGCUUCGUCUCCAUGGCCAUCACGGUCGCCCAGCUAUCGCAGAUGGUGGCCGGAUGCGCUGUCAACCUCUGGGCUUACCAAUUGAAGCAGAACGGUGAAGCGUGCAACGUCAGCGAGCAAAACAUCAAACUCUCUCUGUUGAUGUACUUUUCGUACUUUGUCCUAUUCGCCCGAUUCUUCUACAAGGCUUAUGUCGACAGACGAGCUCCGCGUAAGGGAGUCGACGCUGCCCCCGCAGUGCAGCCCAUCAGCCACAACGGAACGGCCAAGAAAGUCCAGUAAACAGUAAUAGACGGAAGACUCUUCAUACCUGGAUUAUCAACAAAACCAUUGAGCUUCUUGAUGAAGAAAAACACAACACACUCGAAAAAAAACAAAAAAAAAAAACAAAAGAAAACAAAAACAACUACAAUUACAUACGGCAAGGAGAGUACGAUAAUAUUCCUGACGCAAAGAUGGAGAAAAAAAGGCAAGAAAAAUGAGAUUAACGGGAUGCACACGGAGCUGGUCCUUUCACUCGUGUUGGUUUUAUAGUCUUUAUAUUAAAAAAAAUGAUAAUAAUAACUUAGAUUAGUGAAUGAAAGGGAGAAGUUUUGGGUGCAAAUCAAUUUCCUCCCUUCACGUACGUACGUGUAUCAUCAUAACUUUGUUUUUUGUUUUUUUUCUUUUGAUUUUCUUUUUCUUUUUCUUAAUCUCCUUUCUUUUACAUAAUAGGGUACUCACAAAUGUUUGUGGUGCUUUCUCGCACUCUUGUCUCAGUGUAGGUCCGGAAAUCCGCCUACAUUGCAUAUUUUCCCUUUACUUAAACAUCACACAGACACGGCCGUUAUGCUUCUUUUUUUCUGUUUCUAUUAUGAUUUUGUAUAAACACACGAUAAAGAAGAAUCACACCUACUGAUUCCAUUGUUUAGCCCCGCCAUCUCCAUUGUGAAUGGUUACAGGUUGAUGGCGGUCAAUUGUAAUUGUACAAGGAAACGGGACAGAUUGUUUAGAAACGGUAGACAAAUUUCAAACAGGAAGAUUUUAAAAAAAUGGAGGCUGUUAAGGUUUAUAUUUGAUCACUUGUUACUGUAUAGAAAAAGAUGUCGAGAAAGAAAGAAAAGGCUAAUCACGUCUGGGAUUUCUUAACAUUUCGUCUUGUGUCUCAACCCUCCCAUUCCAUCUGUUCCCGAAGAGCUCCGUUCCUUGAAAAACAUUUUCCCCAUUUUGCUUCUGCUGGAUGUGUCAUUUUGAUAUGCGCGUCUUUCUAAAAAAUUUUUUGGGUGUGUGUAUGUGUGUGUUUGUGAAGACGUUGUUGGAUGUUACCUCCUUCCAUCACGUCUACAUUGCGCGCCGUUGCAGUUUUUCAACAGCAGGUUCACUUUCUUCUUGCAGUGCAACAAACCAACAAAUGAAACGUGGAACUGAAGCGUGCGGAGCGGAGGUUAUUUUUCAAUUAACGGCGAAUCGAAUUUUCUAUUCAUUCCUUACUUUUCAUUAUGUUUCCAAUUAUAAUUUUUUUUUGUAAGUCUCUCCUUCCCUACCCAAUAUCUCAUGUAAAGGGAGAGAUUGGACUCGGUUUCGCUCAAAUGGUUCUAGCUCUUUUAUUACAGCUCCUCCGAUUACCUUAUACUAUUCUUAUUGUACACCGCCCGUCUGACCGCCAAUUAUUCCUUUAUUCUUACUCGCCCUCUACCCCACAUUACUAACACACGUGUUACAUAACAAUAAUUAUAAAGUACCUCGAUUUAUGACCCGGAAGAGAGAAACAAGUGGAGGAUUGUGAAAAGAAAAGAGAUUGGCUAAAGAUAAAUCAAAGACAUAUGAAAUUUCA
Messenger RNA from Daphnia carinata, 3002 nucleotides. It is a transcript of the gene Baldspot, whose product is annotated as elongation of very long chain fatty acids protein 6-like. The coding region runs from base 533 to 1471 and encodes 312 amino acids. Gene Ontology annotation, cellular component: endoplasmic reticulum membrane. Lineage: Eukaryota; Metazoa; Arthropoda; Branchiopoda; Diplostraca; Daphniidae. Gene Ontology annotation, molecular function: fatty acid elongase activity. The transcript is spliced from 4 exons. Gene Ontology annotation, biological process: very long-chain fatty acid biosynthetic process; fatty acid elongation, saturated fatty acid; fatty acid elongation, polyunsaturated fatty acid. The record is from RefSeq and is a predicted model, not a curated record.